AUGGAAUCUCCCAAUCAUCAACUUCAAGAAUUCAAUCAAAUCUUAAAAACCAUUUCAGCUUCCAAAACACCAAUUCAAUCGAUCCAUCAAGCUUAUUCAUUCGCUUCAUCUUCGAUCUCACCUCAACAUCAACUUCAAUAUUUACUUUCAUCCAUCUUAGAUUCAAAUCAAUCAAAUUCUUCAAAAUCGAACUCAAACUUCAAUUCUAUCUUGAUUCAUGAAACUGGGUUUUGGUCAUUAUUUCAUCAAAUCUUAUCAAACUUAUCAUCAGAUCAAAUCAUUCAAUCUACUUCUAAAUCGUCAAUUCAAGCUUUUAUCCAAAUCUCAUUCAAAUCUUUACCAGUCUUAUUAAAUCAAUCAGAUCAAGCCAAAUAUGUUUGUAAUUCUUCAUCAAUCUUGAUCAAUUCAAUAUCAAAUAGAAUCUCAUUCGAAUCAAUCACAGAUCUCAUUCAAUCUAUCUUGGAAGUUUUCAUCAAUCUUGAAAACCCCAUCAGUUUGGAAUUCGAAGAAAUCAUAUUGAUCUUGACUAAUGAAUUAUUAUUUAGCUUACCUCAAACUUCAAAUCUGCGUAAAGGCAUCACAUUAGCUUCUGAUCAUCAUUUUGUUCAUUUAUUCUUAUCAUCUUUAUCAAAAAUCGGGAUUACUUCUUCAAUCGGAUCUUCAUUACUUCGGUUCCUUACGGACUGUAUCUUUAACAUUGAUCAACUCAAACGAUCAUUGUCGUUUCAUACUCCAUCACGUGGACUCGAAAAGGAUUUAGAUUGGCUCGUGAGUUUACGUUUGGUGGUUGUAAAUCAACCUCAAUUAGCUAUCCCAGCUAUUCAAUUAUUACCAUCCUUGAUCCUAGCUUUGAUCAAGGAGAGAUCGGUCAUUCAAGCCCAUGUCUUUGCACCUAUAGCGGCUACCUCUGCACGUCCUACUUCGAAUGGAAUCGAUCAAACCACCAAUUUAGAAUCUGCUCAAGAUUUCAUCUUACAUUUCGUUCUCUUUUCUCAUCAACUCAUUCAAACUUUAGUGCUUCCCUCUGAUGAUUCAAAACUUAUUGAACAUGCCAUCAGCAGUAUCAAAACUAUCACAAGUGAUCUUUUGGCCGCUAAUAUAUAUUCCCUUUCUAGUCGAUUUCAUUUUGAAGUCAUCGAUCAAAUUACAAUUGCAUGUAUAGACCGUUUGAUCGAAUCACCUAAAAUCGCUACAAAAUCAUUUCAAACCUUAUCGGAUAUCUUAACAAUUGAUUAUAGAAUCAUUGAAGCUCGAUUACCUCAAAUCUUACAAUCUUUAUUUUCAAAAACCUUUGACGACUCUUCACUCUUGGUUGCCAUCGAUACAUUUCUCAAUGCGUUGAUUGAAUGGUUUUCAAAAGCUAAACAAAUCCCUCAACUCCUCAAUUUCAUUCACGAUGCUCUUGAUCAGAACCUUUCAAAGUCUUCAUUAUCAAUCUUGAUGUCCACCCCAUUGAAUAGCUCAGUCACUAUUCGAAAGUUACAACACGAACUUUUGUUGUCAGUCUCAUCAGCUCAACUGAAUCAGGCGCAUGCCACUGCAAGUGAUCGACUUCUCAAUGCCUAUCGUACCAUCUUUCCACCUCGGGGGAUUGAUGAUGAAAGAUCUUCUAAAAAAUCAAAACGAUCUACUGAACCUACUGAACCUACUGAAUCAACCAUGGCUGUCGAGAAUUCCCAGAAUGACAAAACUCCCCCGUCAGAGGUAGAUGUCGCUAGAUGUGUUACUUGCAGUCACUUUUACAUUGUCCUUGCCACCGCAGCAGCUCGCUCCUUACUUCAUACCCAAGAUCCACCGUUGGCCGUGGCCUUGGAUGAUACUCUACGUGAACUUACGGGAAUGAUAUCGGAUCUGUGUCCUGAAUCCAAAAAGAACAAGCGCGCGAGAUCUUCAGAUGGACUUCUGAGCACACCAGGAUUACAAACCGUCGUGGCUACUAUCUUUGAGAUCCUCAAUGCUGUUUCCGAGCUUCGACAUUCUACUACCAACUUUACUCCAAAAGACCUAUCAAGGUGGCUCAAAUUCUCAUCAAAGGCUAUGAAUGAAACUUGCGAAUUGAAUCCAGCUCUCGUGGUACAGAUUGCUCAAGCUGCACUGUUGCAGAUAUCAGCGAGUGUUACCUCUGAUGAAACUCCCGGUGAUUUAGCCUCGCUGGCUUACGAUGUCAUUCUUCGACUGCUGGAUUUCAAAACUCACGAGGAUAUGGAUACCGUUUGGAAUGGUGCAUUUCACUCUUUGACCUCUAGUCAGAUACCAUGUGCGAUCUGGUACAACUUUAGCACGAUUCAUCUCUCCAACUUUUCUGAUCUUGCUACCACUGAACAGCUCCAGAGCUUAUCCAAAAUAAUCCUGAGGUGUCCGCCGUUCCAACUGACUCAAGCUGUGGAGGAAAAAAAUCAAGCUGCGAUUCCCAAGCGUGGCUCAAUUACUUUUAGACAAGUUAACGCGGCCUUAGUAAGCUCGCCGUCUCUCCAUGAACUAGACCGUGUAUGCACUUCAGUAUUGCAAAGUGGAUUAGAUCUUCUACGACAUAUAUCAUCAUCUUAUGACAUUAGUACACCGCCAUCUAGAGAUACAUCCGAAAAAAUACUCUUGGAAUCUAUUGGAUUAUUCGCGAUCCUAGCUAAACUUCCAUUGGAUUGCCUUUCAAAGUCAAACAGAAUUGAAUAUCUACAAAAGAGUUUAGAUUGGAGUUUGAAAAUCUUAUCAAUGCAGGCCGGUUCCUCAAAAAAGAAGUCAACCAAAGAGGAUAAGAUCCAGGCGCUUGUUACGAAUACCAAUAUAUACUCGAUCCGAUAUAUUGCAUCUCUGAUUUGCGCGACAGAAACUACUGUAGAUGAAUCCUUGAUGAACAAAGUCGUCUCUCUUGCGACACUCUUACUAUCAAAGAAAAUCAAUUGGGAAUCAAAUGAUCAAAACGAUGUGGUUUUUGAACUAUCGGAGAUUUAUAUUCAACAAGCGAUAUCUUUCAUCUUUCGCUCUAUGAGUAGCCUGAAGUUGAAGUCUCCCAAAGCUUGGGACGAGAUGUCGUCGGUUCUUUUUUCUUGUAUAGCAAAGGCAUCAUCUCAUGCGGAUCACGACGUUUCAAAUGUGAAAAGUAACGGACUCGUGAUCAAGGCUAUAGAUUCGAUCAUCAACUCGAUCAGUUCUUCUGCUCCCAAACGUGGCGUUUCAGAUCAUCAAGUACAUGAGUCUUGGAUCGAGUUUGUCAAAGCACUUGUUCAGUGCACUGGUGAAGUCGUAGGAUCAGUUUCGAUGAUGACUUCAACUUUGAAUCCUUUUCAACUCGAGAUAUGUAGCUCGCACUUUCGAUUGGUUCGUAUAGUCGGUUCAAUUGGCCUUCAAGACAAGGUUCGAACGUAUAAAAUGCCCAUAAGGAAGGUGAUCUCUCUUUCCGAAACCUCUUCUGCCACUGAGUGUCAAGCUCUAUUACCCUCAAUCAAUUCUCCAAAUCAAUCACUCAUCCUAAAAGUCGUGGAAGAAAUGGUCAACUUGCAACGAAGCCAAGUCACUCCUAAUGGACAGGACACACUCAUCAAAGCAUUCCAGACUUUAACUCUGUUAUAUAUCUCAUGUCUAGUCCAUACCAGAGGGGACGGUAUCCAACAAGUUAACGAAUUGAAGCAUCAAUACAGUUUAGCUUGUCGUAUGGUAUCAGUUGAAGAGUAUUCAGAAACAUUAUCUGCACUCUUGGAACAUUAUGAUCGAGUGUUGUCGAGUCUCAAUAUCACGAGCAGGAGUGUAGGAAUGGAUGAUUCGGUCAAACAACUCAAAGCCACAUUAGAGAUUGCAUCUAUCUUGAUACUUAACGCACCUGAAGCUCUCAUCCUCGAACUAGUCCUUCAAUCGCUUGCAUUACCAAAAUCGAAUGAAGAACCCCACCAAACCUCCGAUCUCACUCCAAAUCAAACAUCCAACAAGUUUACUCGAGAGAUUUAUCAAAGUUUGAUUACGAUCGUUUCACAACUUUGUCGACACAGAAGAGAACAUAUCUUACCUGUUUUCCAUCUUUUGAUGUCAAUCUUACUUGGACUCUUAAGACCGAUCUGUCAACCGGUUUACCUUGUUGAUCAACAAAACGAAGGAAGAUCUAAAGCUUUCUUACCUACUCAAAAGAUGAUCAAAGAAGCUAAGAAUGAAAUGCCAUCUUGGUCUUGGAUCGAAUCUGUACAUCAAUCAGAUUGGAAUCGAUUGGGAUGUAAUUCAGAAGAAGGUUUGUUAUAUAAUAGGUUAUUGAUUGGGUUAGGAAUCAAGACGAGUUCGAUGAAGAAGAAGUGCAAGAGUGAUGAUCAUAAGCAGCAAGAGGUGAUGGAAAGAAGUUUAAGACCUCAGAUCGUUUCAUUACUUCCGGCUCUUUCGAAACAUUCUACGUUUUAUUUGGUUGAGUUUUUGAAACUUUCAACUGGGUUUAUGGGGAUUCGAAUCAGUUCUGAAAUCGAAAAUAUCUUGAAGAAUGGGAUUUAUGUGGUUUUGAAUUCGAUGGGAAAACAUGAAAGAGCUUCGAUUGGGAAAAGGUUGUGUGAAGAUUGGAGUUUGGGAACUCGGGAUGAAGAGAUUGGAUGUCUUGGAGUAGGUGUUGUGGGAGGAAUCGAUUUGGAAGUUGGGAAAGAGGUUUGGAGGAAGAUCUUGAUUGGUUGGGAAUCAAGUAGGUAUAAAGGAAUUGAUUGAAAAAAAAAUCAAACUUCUAAUUGUUCGGGGAUUGGGUUGGAGAGAUUGGAUUGGAUUGGAUUGAAUUGAAUUGGAUUGGAUUUGAAAUUGGAUUUGAGAAUUGAUCUUAUACAGUAUUUUUUGGUCUUUAUAUACCUAAAUAGGAUUCUUUUUAAUUCAAGUUUGUUCAAAACAUAGAGAGUUGAUAACAUUUGCUUAAUUGAUUUAGACAUUUUUUGAUUUUUUAGAAUCAGUUUUUAUGG
Melampsora larici-populina 98AG31 is the source of this 4910-nucleotide messenger RNA. RefSeq lists its product as uncharacterized. Bases 1 to 4668 code for a protein of 1555 amino acids. NCBI's taxonomy places the organism in Eukaryota, Fungi, Basidiomycota, Pucciniomycetes, Pucciniales, Melampsoraceae. The transcript is spliced from 5 exons. The record is from RefSeq and is a predicted model, not a curated record.